Messenger RNA from Harpia harpyja (harpy eagle), 9752 nucleotides. RefSeq names its product cleavage and polyadenylation specific factor 6 (gene CPSF6). The record is from RefSeq and is a predicted model, not a curated record. Gene Ontology annotation, cellular component: mRNA cleavage and polyadenylation specificity factor complex. Gene Ontology annotation, biological process: mRNA alternative polyadenylation. Gene Ontology annotation, molecular function: mRNA binding. The transcript has 11 exons. Bases 77 to 1828 code for a protein of 583 amino acids. Lineage: Eukaryota; Metazoa; Chordata; Aves; Accipitriformes; Accipitridae.
CUCCUUCCCGCCCCCCUCCCUCCCGGUGGCGGCGGCGGCGGCGGCGGCUCCGGUCCGGGCGCGGCCGGGCGGGAUCAUGGCGGACGGCGUGGACCACAUCGACAUCUACGCCGACGUGGGCGAGGAAUUCAACCAGGAAGCUGAAUAUGGUGGACAUGAUCAGAUUGAUUUAUAUGAUGACGUAAUUUCUCCAUCUGCGAAUAAUGGAGAUGCCCCAGAAGAUCGUGAUUACAUGGAUUCUCUCCCACCAUCUGUUGGGGAUGAUGUAGGUAAAGGAGCUGCACCAAAUGUUGUCUAUACAUAUACUGGAAAAAGAAUUGCCUUGUACAUUGGAAAUCUUACUUGGUGGACAACAGAUGAAGACUUAACUGAAGCAGUUCAUUCACUGGGGGUAAAUGAUAUUUUGGAGAUAAAAUUUUUUGAAAAUCGUGCUAAUGGCCAGUCUAAAGGGUUUGCCCUUGUGGGUGUGGGAUCAGAAGCAUCCUCCAAAAAGUUGAUGGAUUUAUUGCCUAAAAGAGAAUUGCAUGGGCAAAAUCCUGUUGUGACUCCAUGUAAUAAACAAUUCCUGAGUCAGUUUGAAAUGCAGUCAAGGAAAACCACACAGUCUGGCCAGAUGUCUGGGGAAGGUAAAGCUGGUCCCCCAGGAGGAAGCUCACGAGCAGCAUUUCCACCUAGUAAUAGAGGGCGAGGUCGUUUUCCAGGUGCCAUUCCAGGUGGAGACAGAUUCCCUGGACCAGCAGGGCCAGGAGGGCCACCACCACCUUUCCCAGCUGGACAAACUCCCCCACGUCCACCUUUAGGUCCUCCUGGCCCACCAGGCCCACCAGGCCCUCCACCUCCUGGUCAGGUCCUCCCACCUCCAUUAGCUGGACCUCCUAAUCGUGGUGACCGUCCACCACCACCAGUUCUGUUUCCAGGACAGCCUUUUGGUCAGCCUCCACUUGGGCCACUUCCUCCAGGUCCUCCACCACCAGUACCAGGAUAUGGGCCACCACCAGGUCCACCACCACCUCAGCAGGGUCCACCUCCACCUCCCGGUCCAUUUCCCCCUCGUCCGCCUGGCCCUCUUGGGCCGCCCCUGACUCUUGCACCUCCUCCACAUCUCCCUGGGCCACCUCCAGGUGCUCCACCACCUGCACCACAUGUGAAUCCAGCUUUCUUCCCCCCACCUGCCAAUAGUGGCAUACCUACUUCAGACAGCCGUGGCCCACCUCCGACGGAUCCAUAUGGCCGACCUCCACCAUAUGACAGAGGUGACUAUGGGCCACCUGGAAGGCGUUUCACUGGAAAUAACAUGUCCAUAAGAGAAAAAUUACAUAUUCCAUUCUAUGGGAGGCACACGAAAAAUAAUACUCAAAACUCAGGGAGAGAAAUGGAUGCUGCAAGGACACCUCUAAGUGAAGCAGAAUUUGAAGAAAUCAUGAAUAGAAAUAGGGCGAUCUCAAGCAGUGCCAUUUCGAGAGCUGUAUCGGAUGCCAGUGCUGGGGACUAUGGAAGUGCUAUAGAGACCUUGGUAACUGCCAUUUCCUUAAUUAAACAGUCCAAAGUAUCUGCGGAUGAUCGCUGUAAAGUACUUAUUAGCUCUCUUCAGGACUGCCUUCAUGGAAUUGAGUCCAAGUCUUAUGGUUCUGGAUCCAGAAGACGUGAGCGAUCCAGAGAGAGGGACCACAGUAGGUCACGAGAAAAAAGUAGGCGCCACAAAUCACGUAGUAGAGAUCGUCACGAUGACUAUUACCGGGAAAGAAGCCGUGAAAGAGAGAGGCAUCGUGAUCGUGACAGAGAUCGCGAUAGAGAACGAGACAGAGAGAGAGAAUAUCGUCAUCGUUAAAGAAGCAUCUGACAUGGACGUAGGUAAGUAACAACAGGUAACUGGUCUUGGGAGGGAGGGAGUAUUUGUGUGACUAUCUUCUGCAGUUUGCAUGCUGCCUUUUUAAUUUUAGGUGGUAUUAAUGUUUGCGGUUUUUAUGAAAUGUGAUUGAACCAAUUCUUAAAAAAGCAGUAAGCCAGACUGGUAAGUCUGCUCUCUGUAAUCUUAGAAGAUUAUAUGAAAUUUAUGGUUGUAUUUCUUAUUUAAAAUAUUUAAUUUUUUAUUUAAAAUAUUAAUUUUGUGUUUUAAAAUCUCUUUGUGUAAGGACUGCAGCAUUUAGCCCUUCAUAUGUCAUGUGUGGAUUAUUUCAAUUUAGGGAACACGUGUAUAUACAGUUGCUGUCCUUGCACAAGUAUGGCGGUGGGGUUUUUUGGGUUUUGGUUUGGGUUUUUGGUUUUUUUUUUUUUCCCCAGUGAGUUUUACUCAAAUUCAGGAAAUAUAGCCAGACUUUGCUCUUUAUUUUAUGACGUGACCUGUCAGUAUCUUCUGCCUUAUAGCUAAAUUCAGGUGUUAUCUUCAAUAAGAUUUAUGAUCAGUUGUUCCCUACCACCCUGAUUUUUCAUUCCCUCCCCUCUUUGACAGUAAAGUCAUUUUAUGAAGACUAGUAAACAAAUGUGUGACACAAGGAUUGUUUCUUUUCUGGUUGUUCACAAACUAAUGUGUUCUUUUAUCGCGUAUAUCCGCAGUCUUGCAUGCAUCAAAUGUCUAGAUAGCUACAGAGUAGCAUGCUAAAUAAUGCUUUUUUCAGUGUGCUGCUGAGAGCUUUAAAAUACAUAGAAAUGUUCAUCACAUUAUAUAAUGUACCAUUUUGAGGAUUGGGAAUUCAAGCUACCCAUGAUUCCUUACAUUUGACAAUUGGAAAAACCCCUACCUAUUCUUUUGUCUGCAGUGGUCUUUUCCCUUUUUAGAAGAACUUCCCACUACAUCUACAUUAAAAUUGAAGCUUGCAGACUUGCCUGGCUGCCCAACUUCCAUUUCUUACAUUUACCCUCAGGUUUAGUUUCUGGAUUUGCAUGUGGUAUUUAUUCAUGGAAGUUCAUUUAGAGAAGCUAAAUGGAGCAAAAGCUUUUAGAAAUCAUAUAAAAUGUAGUAUAGUCCUAAGUGAAAAUAUGAUUUUGUAUUAGUUAAAUGUCAGUUUUUCAGUCGGGUUUUUGUGUCACCGACUCCUUUGGGAGAGAACAAACUGAUACUAAAUGCUGUAGUCUAUUGAGUAUUAAGUGGGUUGUUGUCUUGGGUUCACAUACUAACAGGGGAUACACGAAGCAGUAACUGACCUAGAGAAGGGGAGUCAAAGGCUUAAAUAGGAAGGUGAGAUGUGGCAGCUGAAAUGAAGUUGGCAGUAUAUAUCUGUUAAUGCCACUUUUUGCCAUAAAAAAUGGAUUGGUAGAAAUAUUUCUGGAAUUGCAUAAAAAUAGCAACUGUGGUUCUUAACUGUAAAAUAUCAGAGCAUAAAAAUCCAGAUUUAACAAAAGUGAAUGUAGUUUCUUUUGUUGAACUGGAUUUUUACUUUUUGUCAUAAAUGAGUAUUUGUGAUAUUUGCAAAUAGCUGUUACUAAUAGGAGGUAAUCAUUGAGCUGAGUGAUGGAUGCAUUUCCAGAGUGUUUUCCUUCUGGUGGAGAUGAGCGAGCCAUACUAAAAAUUGUUAAUAACCUGGAAUUUAAGAUUUUUUUUUUUUUUUUACCCUUGGCAUACUUUAUUAAUCUAGCUUUAAUUUUUGUGUAUUUAGUGUUGUGCAUGUAGAUACGGAGUGUCUGUGCCAAGUACAGAUUCCCUACCCUGUCACCCCAAGAAAACAUACCAAAUAGCAUUAGGUUGCAUUUUAUAAUUUCCAAAGCAGUUUUAAAAUGAGACUGUGGUUUCAGUCUUGUUCGGGUGGGAUUUAUAUAUGCAACAUCCUUCAACUUUGUUGUGUGCUGGGACUUCUCUUUUCUUUCAGAAGGGUUGCGUAGGUAAGGUUCCCUUGUGCAAAGAAGAAAAUAGGUCCCAAGAACUUGAUUUAAAGGGCAAAUUUAGUAUUCUGCAUGUAAAUGAAAGCAUUUGGUAUUUUUUUAAAGUUAAGUUGUAAACAUUUUGUCUUGUUACUGUCUUAAUGAAGAAGAGCUUUAUUGUAGUUUUGGUUUUAUAUAUUUAUACACACACACAUAUAUAAAGGAAAUAGAGUUAUCUCCUGGUUUGUAUGUUUCAUUUUCACUAAGAUGUAUGUUGCCAUACAUUUUUUUGUUUCGUUCUUUACAUUGGUUAAUAUUCAUAAACGGAUUUAACAGUCUCAGUCAUUUAAUAAAUAUCAGCAGUGCUGAAAAGAGUUACUCCCCAUAUUACUGUGUUUUGCCAGAUAACAUGAAGUUGCCUCUGUGCCUGCACCCUAUGAAUGGCACCUAUACUUCUCCUUAUUGUGUACCUAUAGUCAUAACUGUGAUACUGUACUGGCAUUUUUUUUUUUUAAAGUGUUACACAUCUAGUUUAGAAGGAUUUUAAAGGUCCAUUGUGAACAUUUUUGUAUACAGUGAUAUUCAGUUUGUACUGUAUUACAUUUAUAGAGAUAACUUACUAAAUGUGUUUAUAAUAAUAAAACUCUAUUAAAUAAAGUUUAGAUGUACCUUAGCAGGUAUUUACACUUCUGUUUGUACACUUCAUGAUGUAAAAUUAAAUUCUUGCAAGAUUUUUUGUGCCUUCACUUGAGUAAGGUUUUAUGUACAUCGAUAAUCCAUUCUACAGAAUUACUAUAAACUGAAUGUUUCCUUGAAACAUCUUGCCUUUGCUUGUAGAAAGCCUAUAGAUAUAAAAGAGAACAAUGGAUUUAAGACAAAUGUCUAACCUGUAUUAGUCAAGAAAACUAAGAAUCCAACAGAAUGACGUUUAGAAGGAUUAAAAACAAAAUUAGUGUACAAACAGAAUAGUAAUGUAAAUUCAUCAGCAUGAGUCCUGACUUUUUUUAGACAGAAUUUUAUUUUUUUAGUUUAACUGAUACUCAAUGAUGUAUUUCUAGCUGAUACGUUGUCCCAAUCUUAAUCUGUCUGAAUUUCUAUAACUGCUGAAUGUUAAAUUUUUCAUUUUAUGUUUUUGUUAUUGGGUUGAUUGAUUAUUUCCUAUUUAAACUGGAUUUGGACUGAAUUGCAAAGACAAAACCACAGCAUUGUAACAGUUGAUAUGUAUGUAGACUUUGUACUCCAUAUUUCAUGUUUUUUCUCUGAUUUUUCUGCUCUCAAACCACUGUAAGCAAAAUAAUUUGAAGUUGGAGGCUCACAUGCUUCUUCAAAACCUGCUCUCAGCUCUCUCUGAAAUAGUUUCAGCUUUGGAGUGAUCUAUCUAAGAACUAACAUGGUUGAAAUUUUUUUGGUGUCAGUAGGAGGGGAAAUGGUACUGAUAGUUAAAGUAAGAUUCAUUAUAUUUUGCUUGUAUAAGUAGGAACUGUCCUGUAACAGUGUGUUAGCAACCACUUAAACAUCAAGUGAAGUAUGAAAUUAGCCUUUUAAGAAACCUUGUUAAUUAAUAGGAAAAAUGUCUAUUUUUGUAAGUUACUUUAAUAAUAAGCUUCUAGGUAAUACUGGAAUUUUAAGUGAAUCAUGUGGUAGCAUUGUUCAAGACCUGGGUAUAUGUACCUGUCUAGGAUUAUUUCAGAUCUUCUUAGUAUUAAGCUAUUAUGAACAUUAUCUACCUAAUCUCUCUUUUUUAAAAUGUGUAUUUUUGAGGAAGCACAUAUGUGGGGCUGGCACUAUUCUACUGCAUCUAGCAUUCAUCAGAGAAAUAAUGAUUUCUGCAUCUGAUUCAGUAUUUGAAAUCCACCAUAGAGUGAAAGAGGCAAGCAGUGCCACUGUUUUAUGUGCUGCUUAAAGUAUUUUAUGGCUACUCUGGUGCUUUAUAGAAACAUAUAGCUUGUUUCUUAAUGUUUAGUGAUUUCUCAUUUUCUUGAGGGUGGUAAGAUGGUUUGAAAAACAAACUGAAAAUCUUAUGCCAUUGUUUAUUUUCAAAUGCAUAACUGCAUAACUUCUAUUAAUUUUUUUCCAUGAACAUGUUGCUGUAAUUUUGUUGUCCUCUGAGGUGUCUUUAGACACGCUUGUAUUUUCGUGUUCCCCACAUCCUGUGCUUUUUUCUUUUGUUUGUGAAAUCAGUAGUUUUGACAAAUUUGAGCUUGUGAAAGUUCCCCAAGAAACUUUAAAGCUUUAUAGUAUUUGAAACAUAAAGAAGUUACUUGCAAGUGAAAAUGUUGGUUUGAUGCAGUGUUCUCCAAAGAAUGAAAAAAUUCUGUUUUUUCCUUUUGCUCAUUGUGGUUUGAGAACUAAGAUUUCUUUUUACAAAAAAGAAAAAGAGAGAGAGAAAUGAGAGAUCUUCAUUUUUAUGUUUUCCUGUGGCAGCCUGAUCUACCUUUUUAUGUCUUCCUCAUAUAUUAAUGUGAAAGACUUGCCAAUAAUUCACAUCUUUUUAAUUUGUAAACUAAAGAUUGAGUUUUCCGAACACACUCCUCUGUUCAUCAGUUAUUUUUGGUGAAUACACAGGCAGGGAUAGUAGGAGAAAGACAUACAAUGAAUGAAACUAGUUUGGGACCAUUCUUCUUUUUCCCAUGUAAAAUUAUUUAUAAAAUCAGGAAAUUGUUCUAGUGUUGAUAUUAAAUUAUACACUAAGAUUGAACAAAGAUGCCAGGUAAGUACACUAAUAAUGGGGGGGGGGGGGGGAAUAUGCAACAAAUGGAAGAAGGUGCUAGUGGUGGUAAAAUAAUCUGUUUGUACAUGUAUGAUGAACAGAGUUGCAUAUGUAUCUCAGCUUACAUGCAGAAAGACAAAUAUAGGGUCAAGCUUGAAAUUCCUUCUUUCUCACUGUAUUAUAGCUAAAGCAUCACAGUAUUUGGAGAUUUGUGAUGUUCUGGAAUGUAGGUUAAGUUAAAACAAAUCUUGGCUUUCAAGCUAAUACUUUCUGUGGGAUUUUUGCUUUGUGUAUUUUUUUCUUUAUGUAUAGAAUAAAAUAAAAUAAAGGAGAAUUACAUGAAGUAAUUCUUAGGAGCUAUUAGGAUAUAAUGACAAGUGUGUAUCAUGCAUUUUACUGAAAUGUGAACAUGUUGGGAGAUUGAAAUUCAAUCCCUGAAAAUAUCAGAAGUUACACUACGAUAACAAAACUUGACGGGUGUAUGCACAUACAGCUUUAAACUACGGUAGAAUUUUCACACUUCUAAAAGCUGUUUAAAGCUUUUAUAUGCUUAUUUGGAUAAUUGGAAUUAAAGGGGAAAAAUCAGUUGCUACUGCAAGAUGCUUUAUAUAUAAGAAAUCUAUUGGGUUUUGUUGUAAGAGUCUGUGGAAAAAAAAGUGCUCAAGUUGCAUCUUGCAUAAAUACAAAAAUGUGUGAUCACUUAAGUUCUGGGAUUUCAUUUUUGAAAUGUUCUGGCAUAAAACCCUAGCUUUUAAACCACAAAAUAACUAUUAACAGAUAAGUCUGAAAUUUGGGGUUUAUUAGUAGAAAUGCUGAGAAACCGAUUGCUGUAUGGUGUUAAAUUCUACAAACCUAACACAUGCUUGGGACAGAUAGCUUAUACGAGCUUGAGGCAGAUGGAAAACAGCAUUGCCAAGAAGUAUUGACUAGAGAUUUAAUCUUUUUUUUUUUUUUUUUAAAUGUUUCUUACUUCAAUAUUCUACUUGCUUGUAGAAUACUGAAAAGGGCUGAGCAUGAAGGUAUAAUCCAUACAGAUUUAUUUCUUCCUUUUGGAACCACAAAGGCUUCCGGUUUUGCCAAGAACAGUGGCAGAAUACUUGGAACCAAAAUGUACACCACUUUGGAUUUUAGUUGGUCAUGUUUUUUAAAAUGAAGGUUCAGUGUGGUGCUGACCAUGUUAAGAGCCCUAUAAUGAAAAGUAUUAAUCCUAAGUCCAGUUUAUCAUGCAUUCUUUAAAGUUCCUGUAGUUCCAUAAGUACCCUUACAAAUCUAGCAAAUUAUUCCCAGGAACUGAAGCUUUCUUAUGCUAGUAUUAUAAAUCAUAUAUAUGUUGCUUUGGAUCUGUUAACUGUCGCCAUAGAAGUGAUAAAGAUCCAUUAUUCUUGCCACAGCAAUUGUAUGAUGAGAGCAGCAAAUUCUGACAUGCAGUCUCACAGCUGUCAUAUACUUCCUUUCUCCACUUAAAAAACUGAGAUUCUCCCCUGUCUGUCUGUGCUAACUUAGCUCGCAACUCUGAACACAUCUUCUUGUGGAGGCAGCACUUUGUCACUUUGCUACUAAUUAAUUUUAAAUGUACAUAACAGCUAUGGAAAUUUUGGUCUCUGGGGAAGGAACUUCCCCAAAAGUAGUUACUGGAUGAUACAUUCAUGAUUUGGGAACAAAGUCUGCGAAUAAGAAAAGAAAUUCUGAUCACUGCUUUGGAUUUGAGUUAGUUUAUGUGCAUACUGUAGUGUAUAGAGCCUACUUGGUUAUACAUUUUUUUUAAAGUUGUUAUUAACAGUCACUUUGAGGAAAGGAAGAAGUGUGUCAACUGCUUAUGCAAAAAUUGAGUGCUUUGUUUUCCCAACUGCUUUGAAAGUAUUAUAGUUGAAGAAUAUUUGACAGCUGUGUACUGGUGCACGUUCAUGAAAUUGCUCCUCUAAAUGUCUUGUUUUUCAAAUGAACAAUUUAAUGUGUUGGGUUUUUGAACAAUUUGAUUUAAACUAUUUUGAAAUUAUUGAAUGUUGAAAUUGUGAAUUAUUAAUGAAAUGAAGAUAGCUAACUGUUUUGUAAUGGAAUUCAACUGAAAUCCAGUGUAUGGAAUUAUACCAUCCCAAGUAUUUUGUGAACUCUUACAGUAAUUAACUCUGAAUGGUGUGGUUCCUUAAUUUGCCAAAAUAGAUGAGAGUAGGAAGUAGGGGCUUGGGGUUUUUUCUAGGGCAAGUAGGCGAGGAAACCUGCAAAUCUAUAUUGUAUUAUUUGAAAAGUGGGUUCUUGUGAUUAAACUGCAAGUGUGUAUUUUUAGAUGUGAAGCCCAUUCUGCUUGCCACUAGUCUGAAAAUUUUGAAGUACUGGUAUGAGAUUCUGUGCACUUUUAAAUGUUACUGAGCUGUGAGCCAUCCACUUCAUUAUAUAAUCAGUGCAUUACUUAAAUGUCAAACCAGCUUAAAACUUCUGUAAGCGGGCAGGUAAAAAUGUAAAAACCUAGUUGUGGCAAAAUUACCUUACGUGCUUGUUCGUUCACUCUUGCAGAAUGCAUACUUUAGGAAAUGUUCUAUAUAAAUGUUUCCAUCAGUCACAGGAACAGUAGCUAUUUCUUCCUUUAUCAUUCAAUACUUCAACUGUGAAUUUUAUAUUCUUUCAACUUUGUUGUACAACAACCCUAAUUUUUAACUAUUGUAUUAGAAAACAGUUUCGUGCACAAACAAGUAGCUGCUGCUUCUGGGUAUUUUGUGUUAGUUUACAUUACAGUGAAGUAGAUGCACGACUUGUGUAUGUAUAGAUAAGCCAACAAUUUUCUGUGUAUUAUGGGGACUAGCAAAAUCUACAUCACAAAUUUUGACACAUUACAGCUGAAGGAAGAGGAACAGCGUGCAAGACAAGAUACGUUCUUCAAGGAAAGAUGCUUGUCCAGCAGUUUGCUUCAUGUGAUUGAACUGAGCCUGUAAGGAUUCAUGGAUAAAAUGAACAGGAAUAGAUCUGAAUAAAGCAAAUCUGCAUACAUGGUAACCAGUAGCUCUUUUACUUUUUUAUGUUGCUUAACUGUUUUAUUUGAGGGAAACCUGUGUGAUUUAAACCUUAUAGCUUUUGCAACUUUAUUACUGGUUAUAUACAUUUGGCAGUUAUAAUGUGCAAGCAAUUGGAAAAAGUCAAGUAAAUGCUUGUUUUUAUAGUAGUUUGUUCAUGUUAAACUGUUCAUAUGAUAAUGUCUGUACACAGCACCACUGAUUACAGUAGAUGUAGUGUUGUAAUAAACUGUUUAAUGGGG